GGGCGAGCGCGAGGAGUCCGGCUGCCGGGCGGGCGCGGCGCCGCGAAGAUGGUCGCCAAGCAGCGGAUCCGGAUGGCCAACGAGAAGCACAGCAAGAACAUCACCCAGCGCGGCAACGUCGCCAAGACCUCGAGAAAUGCUCCCGAAGAGAAGGCGUAUGUAGGACCCUGGUUAUUGGCUCUCUUCAUUUUUGUUGUUUGUGGUUCUGCAAUUUUCCAGAUUAUUCAAAGUAACAGGAUGGGCAUGUGAAGUUACUGACCUAAAGGCCUUUCCAUUCUCCUGUGAAUUUUAACUUGAACUCAUUCCUGAUGUUUGAUACCCUGGUUAAAAAACAAUUCAGUAAAGCAUCCUGCCUCAGAAUGACUUUUCAUACCAUCCUUCAUGUGUCAUUCCAAGGUUUCUUCACGAGUCAUUCCAAGUUUUCUAGUCCAUACCACAGUGCCUUGCAAAAGCACCACAUGAAUAAAGCAAUAAAAUGUGAUUGUUAAGCUACAGUAGUGGACCCUACUUAUUCAGUCAGUAAAAAGUAAGUUUUUUUUAAUGUGGUUAUUAAAACAGUAUACAAUGUAGAUAAUUAGAUUAAAUCUGUGUAGACAGGGUCUAGAUUUUGUUAACUCUAAUGUGUAGAUGCAAUUAGUUUAAUUUAAAAUUCGGUAUCUUAGGGUUUUUAUAUAGUUAGGCACUUUAUUACUAUAUCUUGAAUUGAAAGCACACUCCCAUAUAGGGUCAUGUAACUGUCCUGUAAUAAAGUGCUUAUAAAUGGAACAACUACACAGUUAGCCUAGUUUUCCCACAAUGUUGAGCACCUAAAAAUUUUUAAAAGCUUCUAAAUGCCUAAAGAGAGAUGCUUAUAGCUACAACAUCUAUUUUAAUGAUAUUAUUUCUAUGACACUACCUUGGAUUUUGCAUGAGGGAAUAUACUAACCUAAGAUGCCAUAAGAAAACAGCUUGGUUUAGCGUUUUGUAACUUCAUCAGUCGCUUCAGUGUCGCUGAAAGCUACCGUGGUGGAGUUGAGUCAGGGAAGCUUUGCUUAUGUCACCAUUGAUUUCACCAGAAUUACUUUAAUAUAUCAAGGAGGGAUCUACUAUGCUAGACAACAUUUUAGGGGAAAAUACUACUAAAAAUGGAUGCCUCGUCAGGACAUACUGUUGAGUCCAGUGUGCCAUAAGACACGUUAGCAUGUUAACAGCACUUUUAAUACCAAAAAAGGGCACAUCUACUAAAAAGUGAGACUUAGUUUGGAAAUGCUUUUUCUAGAUUUAUGAUUAGAAUUCUGUUAGGGUACUAGGUAGAUCAGACUCAUCUGGAAUUGAAUGGAUUUACUGAUAAGGGUCAGUCUUUAGUCUUCCCUUUGUUUGAUUUUGUAGGUUAUGAUUGAUCAAACUUUCUUUUUACUAAUGGUAAGGGUGAGUAAUAAGGCAGGUUUUGGGUUUUCUGGUACUAUUGAAAAUUGCAAGCAUCGGCCAUUUAAAUCCUUAGCCAUAUCGUGAUGAAAAAAGCCUGAGAGGUGGCUAUGUAUUAAUGAAUUGGAAAGAAAGCUGCUUGUUUGCUUUGUUAAUUGCCUCAGGAUAUCUCUUUUAAAAUAAGCUAUUUUAAGAGGAACAGAAGGGAAAUGUGCUACCUAGUCUACACAGGGUGUGAACCUCAGAGAGAGCCUCUGAUACCCCGGAGUGUGGGGAGUGAGGGAGAGGAGCUGUUAAGGAUGUUGAGGAACUGGACUACUCUGGAAUAGAAAAGGAGUCAGCUGACCUUGGGCCAGUAUCUGCAUUGUUACCUGCCUUUCUCACCCAGGAAAUCAACCCUUGUGCUUGUUUCCCUCUUUGAAACAAGUGUCUUAGUUAACAUUCUAUAUUAUUGUAACUUUAAAAAUGAAAGUUACUGUAAAUUCAUAGCAGGUGCCUUAUUCUUUGCGUUGAGUCAAACCAUUCCAUGGCAGAAUUUCCCUUGGUUUACUAUAAUUGGCUUUAAGAUGUUGGGUUUUUUUUUUUUAAUACACAGUGUAUUAAUUUGACUGUUAAAUUGCUGUAGCUGGCCAUCAUUCUACAUAUGUAAAGUUGCAUUCCCUUUUUAUUUCAUGUGUGAUUUACCAGUUGAGUGCAUUUUAUAUUAAGGAUGGAUUAUGCAUGUUUGGGACAAUGAAAGCUAUGUCUUAUUUGAUUUAUCCUUUAAAAAUAAAGUUCCGUGAAUAUUU
This is a messenger RNA of Ceratotherium simum simum (southern white rhinoceros), 2192 nucleotides long. RefSeq names its product stress associated endoplasmic reticulum protein 1 (gene SERP1). The record is from RefSeq and is a predicted model, not a curated record. Gene Ontology annotation, biological process: endoplasmic reticulum unfolded protein response. NCBI's taxonomy places the organism in Eukaryota, Metazoa, Chordata, Mammalia, Perissodactyla, Rhinocerotidae. Gene Ontology annotation, cellular component: endoplasmic reticulum.